AUCCUCAGAAGGACAGCCUGACCAGACCCGGAUGAAGCCCACCCCUCUCUCCUUGGGCCAGGGACCCCUGCCAGUCAGGCCACCCGCGAUUGUGUGGGACGCCAGAGCUGUCCCCCCCAGCGGUCCUGCAGCGGGACAGCUCCGAACAGACUGGCCUAGGAGGCUCAAGGCAGCCAUCAAGGGCUUCUGGGUCACCUGCCCUUCCUUCUCCACCAUCUACUUCCUCUUCGUCAUCUUCGUAGUGUCUGUCAUCUUCCACUGCCACCAGUGCCUGGCUCUAGUGCCCUCCCCCUGGGCACACUCAGCGCACGUGGUCCUGGUCCCCACACACCUUGCCCAGGAGGGGCUGUUCACCAUCAAUGCCAUAGGCCGCCUGGGGAACCAGAUGGGCGAGUACACCACGCUGUACGCCCUGGCCAAAAUGAACGGGCGGCCCGCCUUCAUCCCGCCCCGGAUGCACAGCACCCUGGCCCCCAUCUUCAGAAUCACCCUCCCGGUGCUGCACAGCUCCAUGGCUAGCAGGAUCCCCUGGCAGAACUACUACCUGAACGACUGGAUGGAGGAGGAGUACUGCCACAUCCCGGGCAAGUACGUGCGCCUCAUGGGCUACCCCUGCUCCUGGACCUUCUACCACCACCUGCGCCAGGAGAUCCUCCAGGAGUUCACCCUGCACGACCACGUGCAUGAGGAGGCCCAGAUGUUCCUCCGGGCCCUGCAGGCCAAGUGGGCCUGGCAGGUGACUUUCGUGGGGGUCCACGUGCGCCGGGGGGACUAUGUCCGAGUCAUGCCAAAGGUGUGGAAGGGUGUGCUAGCCGACCAGCUACCUGCGGCGGGCCAUGGACUGGUUCCGGGCCCGCUACCACACCCCAGUCUUCGUGGUCACCAGUGAUGACAUGGCCUGGUGCCGGGAGAGCAUCAGUAGCUCCCUUGGGGAUGUGAUGUUUGCAGGCAAUGGCAUUCAAGGCU
Messenger RNA from Lemur catta (Ring-tailed lemur), 966 nucleotides. RefSeq names its product galactoside 2-alpha-L-fucosyltransferase SEC1-like. The record is from RefSeq and is a predicted model, not a curated record. Gene Ontology annotation, cellular component: membrane. NCBI's taxonomy places the organism in Eukaryota, Metazoa, Chordata, Mammalia, Primates, Lemuridae. Gene Ontology annotation, molecular function: galactoside 2-alpha-L-fucosyltransferase activity. Gene Ontology annotation, biological process: carbohydrate metabolic process.